Messenger RNA from Arvicanthis niloticus (Nile rat), 1426 nucleotides. RefSeq names its product 3-hydroxy-3-methylglutaryl-CoA lyase (gene Hmgcl). Gene Ontology annotation, molecular function: hydroxymethylglutaryl-CoA lyase activity. Lineage: Eukaryota; Metazoa; Chordata; Mammalia; Rodentia; Muridae. The record is from RefSeq and is a predicted model, not a curated record. Gene Ontology annotation, cellular component: mitochondrion. Gene Ontology annotation, biological process: ketone body biosynthetic process; L-leucine catabolic process.
CGGGGGCGGUCACCAGAGACUUUGGGCGAAGAUGGCGACAGUGAGGAAGGCUUUCCCGCGGAGACUGGUGGGCUUGGCAUCCCUCCGAGCUAUGAGCACCUCCUCCAUGGGCGCAUUGCCAAAGCGGGUGAAGAUCGUGGAAGUUGGUCCCCGAGACGGUCUGCAGAAUGAAAAGACUAUUGUACCAACCCCAGUGAAAAUCAAGCUGAUAGACAUGCUCUCCGAAGCAGGGCUCCCUGUUAUUGAGGCCACCAGCUUUGUCUCUCCCAAGUGGGUGCCCCAGAUGGCUGACCACUCUGACGUAUUGAAGGGCAUUCAGAAGUUUCCUGGCGUCAACUACCCAGUCCUGACUCCAAACAUGAAAGGCUUUGAGGAAGCGGUAGCCGCAGGUGCCAAGGAAGUGAGUAUCUUCGGGGCUGCAUCUGAACUCUUCACCCGGAAGAAUGUGAACUGCUCUAUAGAGGAGAGUUUCCAGCGCUUUGAUGGAGUCAUGCAAGCUGCGCGGGCCGCCGGCAUCCUUGUGAGAGGAUACGUCUCCUGUGUCGUCGGAUGCCCCUACGAGGGGAAGGUGUCCCCGGCUAAAGUUGCUGAGGUCGCCAAGAAGCUGUACUCAAUGGGCUGCUAUGAGAUCUCCCUUGGGGACACCAUCGGCGUAGGCACCCCAGGACUUAUGAAAGACAUGCUGACUGCCGUCAUGCAUGAGGUGCCUGUGACCGCAUUGGCUGUCCACUGCCAUGAUACCUAUGGUCAGGCUCUGGCCAACACCUUGGUGGCCCUGCAGAUGGGCGUGAGUGUUGUGGACUCCUCUGUGGCGGGACUUGGAGGCUGUCCCUAUGCAAAGGGGGCAUCAGGGAACCUGGCUACGGAGGACCUGGUCUACAUGCUGACUGGCUUAGGGAUUCACACGGGUGUGAACCUUCAGAAGCUCCUCGAAGCCGGGGACUUCAUCUGUCAAGCCCUGAACAGAAAAACCAGUUCCAAAGUGGCACAGGCCACCUGCAAACUCUGAUCCCCUUGUUCACCUGAAGACCGGGACUAUGGGAGUUGGGUGCACACAAUGAUUCUUGGAUGAGGAAAAUGGAAUGAGAGCAAAUGAGCCAGCAUCACAGAGGUCCCUCUCCUUGAUGGAAAGGUCUGGCACCACCAGGCCCAGAGCAGCUCCCCAGAGCUGUGUGCCUGACCAUUGCUUGGGAUGGCCCUGGGUGAGUCUGCUAGCCAACAGCGCUGAUGACCACCGUGCUACUGUGUUCUACCUCUGAGGACAGAGAAGUUUUCCCUUAAGCCAGCAGAGCAUUUGCUGAGAUGGUAGGGGUUGAUCUGCUGCGGUGGCCACCUGCCAACUCCAGCAUCUCUGGGAAAUCUCCAUGUUGUACAUAAUUAAAAAAAAAAAAAAGCUUAUAUAAUUAAAGGUUUAAUUUUCUAAUAU